Didymella exigua CBS 183.55 is the source of this 510-nucleotide messenger RNA. Its product is annotated as translationally controlled tumor-associated. NCBI's taxonomy places the organism in Eukaryota, Fungi, Ascomycota, Dothideomycetes, Pleosporales, Didymellaceae. Bases 1 to 510 code for a protein of 169 amino acids. The transcript has 4 exons. Gene Ontology annotation, molecular function: calcium ion binding. The record is from RefSeq and is a predicted model, not a curated record. Gene Ontology annotation, cellular component: cytoplasm.
AUGAUCAUUUUCAAGGACAUCCUCACCGACGACGAGAUCAUCUCCGACUCCUACGAUCUCAAGUUGAUCGACGGUGUCGUCUAUGAGGCCGACUGCAAGAAGAUCACCAUUGGUGGUGAGACCUUCGAUACUGGUGCCAACGCCUCUGCCGAGGAGCAGGAGGAGGGUGCCGAGGACGCGGCUGAGACCAAGAUCGAUGUCGUCUACUCUUUCCGCCUGAACGAGACCGGCUUCGACAAGAAGGGUUACCUGACCUACCUCAAGGGCUACAUGAAGGCUGUCAAGAGCAAGCUCCAGGAGAAGGGUGCCUCUGCCGAAGAGAUCAGCGCUUUCGAGAAGGGUGCUGCCGCAUACGCCAAGAAGAUUGUUGCCAACUUCAAGGACUACGAGUUCCUCACUGGCGAGUCCAUGAACCCUGACGGCAUGAUCGUCCUCCUCAACUAUCGCGAGGAUGGUGUCACCCCCUACGUUACUGUCUGGAAGCACGGUCUUACCGAGAUGAAGGUUUAA